Messenger RNA from Dryobates pubescens (Downy woodpecker), 6162 nucleotides. It is a transcript of the gene PTPN4, whose product is annotated as protein tyrosine phosphatase non-receptor type 4. Lineage: Eukaryota; Metazoa; Chordata; Aves; Piciformes; Picidae. The record is from RefSeq and is a predicted model, not a curated record. The coding region runs from base 710 to 3535 and encodes 941 amino acids. The transcript is spliced from 28 exons. Gene Ontology annotation, biological process: protein dephosphorylation. Gene Ontology annotation, molecular function: protein tyrosine phosphatase activity; cytoskeletal protein binding. Gene Ontology annotation, cellular component: cytoplasmic side of plasma membrane; cytoplasm; cytoskeleton.
CCCCCCCAGACGCUUGCUCACUCGUUAGCUCACCGGCAGGGAGGGUGCCUCUGCAGAGCCCUACUGUCUCCUCUCUUCUGUCCCCUUUGCCUCUCGGCCGGGCCUCUACACGGGGCAACUGCCGGCGUGUGUGAGGAGGCGCCGUGUCCAGUGAGAGGGAGCCCAGGCCCGCUCGGCGUUGCCGUGCCUGCCUGCGUCCCGGCCCUCGCCUCGCCACCCCCUCCGGCUGGUCACUGUUGAGGAGGAGAGGGAGAAAGGAGAGGUCGGAGCAGGUUGCGGGUUUGCCGCCUCCCAGCCUUCAGGCUGCCCCUUCCCUUCCUCCCCCCCGAUCUUUCCCCUCCCGGACCCUCGGCCCAGCCGCCGCAAUACGAUGUGGUCCCAGCCGCUGCGGCUGGGCGCGGGGCGGCUGCUGCGGCUGCUGUUGCUGCUCCCGAGGCUGCGGCUCGGGCGGUCGCUGCAGAGAAUCUGAAGGCAGUGAGCGGCGCGGCCGCUCCCGCGCUCUCGGGGUGCGGUGCUGCGCGGUGCGGUUCCUGCACGCGCGCGCGUGUUCGCCUCAGCGCGCACCCGAGCGUCUGCGGCGCGUGCCCGUGCUCGCGCGGGGGGUCGCGGGGCGGCAGCCACGAACGCAGCCCCCGCGCCUCAUCCCUCCGCCGUCCCCGCUCCCUCUGGAAGGACGUGGCUGUUAUAUGAAGACCCUGUGUGGACAGUAAUGACCGCACGUUUCCGAUUGCCUGCUGGCAGAACCUACAAUGUACGAGCAUCUGAGCUGGCACGAGACAGGCAGCAUACGGAGGUAGUCUGCAACAUUUUUCUCCUGGAUAACACUGUACAAGCUUUCAGAGUUAAUAAACAUGAUCAGGGACAAGUUCUAUUGGAUAUAGUCUUCAAGCAUCUCGAUUUGACAGAAAGAGAUUACUUUGGUUUACAGUUAGCUGAUGAAUCUACUGAUAACCCUAGGUGGUUAGAUGCAAACAAGCCUAUCAGGAAACAAUUAAAAAGAGGAUCUCCUCACAGCUUGAACUUCAGAGUUAAGUUUUUUGUAAGUGACCCCAACAAGCUCCAGGAAGAGUACACAAGGUACCAGUAUUUUUUGCAAAUUAAACAGGACAUUCUUACUGGAAGAUUGCCCUGUCCUUAUAAUACUGCUGCUCUUCUGGCUUCCUAUGCUGUUCAAUCACGUUUUGCUGAGUUGGAUACGGAAAAAAAUACUGCCGAGCUGGGAGACUACAACCAUUCAGAAAACUUGCCAGGCUACCUCUCAGACUAUUCUUUCAUCCCUAGCCAGCCUCAAGACUUUGAAAAAGAAAUAGCAAAAUUACAUCAGCAGCACAUAGGGCUGUCUCCUGCAGAAGCAGAGUUCAAUUAUCUCAAUACAGCACGUACCUUAGAACUUUAUGGAGUUGAAUUGCACUAUGCAAGGGAUCAGAGUAACAAUGAAAUAAUGAUUGGAGUGAUGUCAGGUGGAAUACUAAUUUUUAAGAACAGAGUACGGAUUAACACCUUUCAGUGGUUGAAGAUUGUAAAAAUUUCUUUUAAGUGCAAACAGUUUUUUAUUCAACUUAGAAAAGAAUUGCACGAAUCUAGAGAAACCUUACUGGGCUUCAACAUGGUGAAUUACCGGGCAUGUAAGAACUUGUGGAAAGCUUGUGUUGAACAUCACACGUUCUUCCGUUUGGACAGACCGCUCCCCCCUCAGAAGAACUUUUUUGCACAUUAUUUCACUCUGGGUUCCAAGUUCCGGUACUGUGGGAGAACAGAGGUGCAGUCUGUGCAGUAUGGUAAAGAAAGAGCAAACAAAGACCGGGUAUUUGCAAGAUCCCCCAGCAAACCCUUGGCACGUAAAGUAAUGAGUGGGAUGGACUGGGAAGUAGUGAGUAGGAACUCGCUGUCUGAUGAUAGGUUGGAAACACAGAGCCUACCAUCACGGUCUCCACCUGGAACACCAAAUCAUCGCAACUCUGCCUUCACUCAAGAAGGAGCCCGCUUACGACCCUCAUCAGUUGGACAUCUGGUGGACCAUGUAGUUCACACUUCCCCAAGUGAAGUAUUUGUAAAUCACAGGUCUCCGUCUUCCACACAGGCUAAUAGCAUCAUCCUGGAAUCAUCACCAUCUCAAGAGACUCCUAUAGAUGGGCAGCCUCCUGCGUUACCACCUAAACAAUUUAAAAAGAACAGUUGGAACCAAAUUCAUCAUUCACACUCACAGCAAGAACUGGAUAACCAUAUUAAUGAAACAUUUGAUGUUCCUGCAUCACCUGAAAAAUCCACACCCAAUGGUGGUAUCCCCCAUGACAAUCUCGUUAUGAUCAGAAUGAAACCAGAUGAAAAUGGAAGGUUUGGCUUCAAUGUAAAGGGUGGAUAUGAUCAGAAGAUGCCAGUAAUAGUGUCCAGAGUAGCUCCAGGAACACCUGCUGAUCUCUGUGUCCCUCGUUUGAAUGAAGGGGACCAGGUUGUACUGAUUAAUGGCAGGGAUAUAGCAGAGCACACCCAUGAUCAAGUUGUUAUGUUUAUUAAAGCUAGCUGUGAGAGACACUCAGGGGAACUUGUGCUCCUAGUUAGACCCAAUGCUGUCUAUGAUGUUGUGGAAGAGAAGCUGGAGAGCGAGCCUGACUUCCAGUACAUCCCUGAGAAAUCUCCACUUGAUGGUGUCCAUCAAGACGAUAAUGCUCUGAGGGAGUCCAUGAUUCAGCUAGCAGAGGGGCUUAUCACUGGAACUGUUUUGGCUCAAUUUGAUCAAUUGUACAGGAAAAAGCCUGGAAUGACAAUGUCUUGUGCCAGAUUACCUCAAAACAUUUCCAAAAAUAGAUACAGAGACAUUUCGCCUUAUGAUGCUACACGGGUUAUUUUAAAAAGUAAUGAAGAUUACAUCAAUGCAAAUUACAUCAAUAUGGAAAUCCCUUCUUCCACAAUAAUAAACCAGUACAUUGCUUGUCAAGGUCCAUUACCGAACACUUGUCCUGAUUUUUGGCAGAUGACUUGGGAACAAGGCUCAUCUAUGGUUGUAAUGUUAACAACUCAAGUUGAAAGAGGCAGAGUUAAAUGCCAUCAGUACUGGCCAGAACCAUCAGGAAGCUCAUCAUAUGGGAAUUUCCAGAUUACCUGCCAUUCAGAAGAAGGAAAUCCUGCUUAUGUCUUUCGAGAAAUGACAUUGACUAAUCUGGAGAAAGAAGAAAGCCGCCAACUAACCCAAAUCCAGUAUAUAGCAUGGCCUGACCAUGGGGUUCCGGACGAUUCCAGCGAUUUCCUAGAUUUCGUGUGUCUUGUGCGAAAAAAGAGGGCUGGCAGAGAAGAACCUGUUGUUGUUCAUUGCAGUGCUGGGAUUGGACGGACAGGAGUUCUUAUUACUAUGGAGACAGCUAUGUGUCUCAUUGAGUGCAAUCAGCCUGUUUAUCCAUUAGAUAUUGUAAGAACCAUGAGAGAUCAAAGAGCCAUGAUGAUCCAAACACCUAGUCAAUACAGAUUUGUAUGUGAAGCUAUUUUGAAGGUGUAUGAAGAAGGAUUUAUUAAACCUUUACAAGCAUCACUGCAUAAGUGAAGAGCAAAAAAACCUAGAAUAUCAAUUGAGGAAUCCUGUCCUCUAUAAUGAACUGGCAGCAUUCGUUGUGCCAUAAUACUGCUUGCAGGAAAUGGUAGUGAAGUACAGCAAAGAAUUGACAAAGGACUUUGAAAACUUCAGCACUGUUGCACUUUACGUUGAAAAAGAAAAAAAAUCAGUCUCUGAAACUCUUCAUCUCUUUGAAGACUUUAUUUUCAUGCUUUGCUCCGAACAAACCAUAAACUGAAAGAACUAAUUGUGUUCAGGGUAAUCGACAAUAUUUCAUUGUAGUGCCAUAUACUGCGCUUCUGGUUGAAUUGCUACAAACAAGGCUUGGAAUUAUUUCACUCUGUUUUACACCCAUGUCUCUUAAAAUGAAGAAAAAAAAAGAAAAAAAAGAGAGAAAAAAAUACACUAAGCCAUGGUCUUUUUCCAGUGCUAGGUUUAUUUACUAUGUACAGACUCUCACUGUUUUGUUUUCUACAACAUUAGCAAUAUUGCCAAUACUAGAUAGAUACACACUGCCUACUGAUGCAGCACACUUUGUCCUACACCCUGACUAGAGACCAGCUGGUUGUUAGAGGAAAGCUGGCAUCUGUGUUAACCCAGCAGUAGCUGCAUAGUGCCCACUUACCAGCAUCUUGUACAAAAUAAUAACAGUAACAAUAAAAACUUUAAAAAAUAAUAAAUAAACAGCAUUUCUGUGACACAGCUUGUGUGUCAUACACUGGUGUAUUCUGAUUCGUGUGACUUAAGAUUACGUGAUGGGAACUAGUGCAUGCAUUGUGUCUUAACCCCUUAAGUGCCUUGAGACUUACAGCGUACAUCCAGUGAAAGGCACUCAUGAGUCUGUGGGGGUGGUAUUGUUCUGUCAUAUUUAUCUUAAUGGGUUCAGAUUUUUAAAACGGCCCUUGGUGCUUGGAAUGUGUUACCACAAGGGGUCAUGGAAAUACCAUUCCCUCUUUCUUGAUACAAGUACCUGUGUGCUGCUCUGGGUAGCAAAAGCACCUCUGCCAACUUAAUGAAUGAGCAUUGUAUGCUGCUGUGUGGUAAUCUUGUGAAAAAUCUGACACAUUCCUUCAUUCCUUCCAAAUAGUCUCUUACUAGCAGCUUAUUGUGAAAUGCUGGUAGGUCAUUAGGAGCUGAUACUUUGUUUUAUCCUUUUAUUGAGAAUAGCUGUCUUACUUGAUUAGAACAUAACUUUUUAAUAGCACUGAUCACUAAGUUGAACUUGCAAUCAGAUGUGAUUUAAUUCCAUUUUCUGCUAACCAAUUACUUUUUCAAGUCCUCAUAGUUGAUUUCAAGCCAUGUUCGUACAGGUCUGCCUUUUCUUUUUUGGGGGGUGUUUUUUUCUUUUUCUUUUUUUUUUUUUCCUUAGUUGCUUGGGUGGGAGGGAGAACACUAUGAAAUUGUUCUAAAACUUUAUUUGAAUUCUAUAAUGACCCCAGUCAACUUCUGUUAUACUUGUGCAAAAUUGUUCUGGUCGGUAUGGGUUGUUUCCAAUUUUGUAGGUAGAAGUUUUGUAAGAAGUGUCUGUCUGAUACAGUCUCUGAGCUCAUUCUAAAGAUACCAGUUUUUAAAGUUUUUUGCAGUAUGGGAGAAACCAAGUCAGAAGCAAAGUAUCUGGUGUAAUAUACUGUAAGAAGCAAAUCAGUCACUUCUUUGACUGCCCUGUGACAACAUAACUUUGUUCCCUCUAUUUAAAAUGUUUUAAUUUAUUGGUUUCCUGAAAAUGUUUAUCCAGUAAAUUGUGUUGUAAGCUGUAUGGGGCAUAGAAUUAGAAUGGAAAGUUCUAUGCCUACACAAUUUUUAACUAUGGAAGAAUUAUAUAAUAUAAUAUACUGUGUUCUAUGGACAUUUGAAAGAGAUCAUCUAUGAACUAGUAAGUGGAAAGGGGUUCAGGCAAAAUGAAAUCCUGGCAUAAGACUUAGUAAUAAACAUGAACCACAAUGCCAAAUCGAAGACAGAGUUUUAAUAUUUUUAGAAGACUAAAUAAUACUAGGUGGCCUGUGGCCCUGUUACUUAUAUUUCUAGAUUUGAUGCUUAAAUCAAUAUUGAAUCUUACAAGAAUCUCUGGAGCUGAUAAACUCAAAAAGAGUAAUAAGGUAGCUUUAAUCUCAGUUUUAUUUUAAGCCAUUUGCAACAAAAGAAAAUUCUUUAGGAAAGUACAAGCUUUAACUUCCAUAUUACAAGAUUAUUAGCAGAGAUGCUGACUAGUUGGAAGGCUGUUUUAAACUCAGCACUUGAAACAGUUCAGUCAUUAUAUUGAAAUAAACUUUCUUCAUAGUUAAGUUGUAAAUGAAAAUAGCAUUUGCCCUUUUUUUCUGAGGGAAAUCAGAAAUGGAGUUUAUAGCAACAUUACAUAGUGUUGGUAUGUCACAUAUUUAAAUAUUCCUAUAUAAAGUUGCCAAAGCAGUUUGAAUUCAAAAGACUCAUUUAUACCACAAUGAAGUGUGGGAUAUUUAUUGUUUGUCUGUCAUUACUGGUUUUAUGACAAACAUGAGGUAAGAACAACAGCUCUCUUCAAAUUCUUCCUCUGCACUGAUUUAAGCUGAUGUGUAGUGUAUUAACUAGUUGCACUGGGGGGAAAAUGGAAACAAAGUAACUAUUCCUAGAUAAUUGGCCAU